GGUAAUAUGGCCCCUUUGUCGAUUGAUGGCGCUUUAUCCGCCCUUGCCGAUGCGUCAAGGGCAAUUCAACGCCGCAAGGGUGUCACAGACUACCAAGAAAAGCGGAUCAAAGAAGCCGUCGACUUACUGCGGAGUGGCAAGCCUUCAGAUACCAAAGGAGCAAAGCGACGCACCACUUAUCUCACCUUUCUAGAGCGAGUUAUGGAAGAAAACGGUCCUCCUAUGGUUAUUCUCUGUGUGGUUGGUCUCGGAUUAUCUGUGAUCGCCAUCGCGAAGGAGGAUGUCUUGCUUGAUUUACCAUACGUGAUCAAAGAUAGACCUGGGCUUCGCCACGUUGUGCUGGAUCGGCUUGCAGAUCAAUAUCUCGACUUCUAUUCCUCACGGGUGGAACAGUCCCAUACACCAAUUAUAACUGGAUCUCAACCAUCGAACAUAUGCUCUCCUAUGAAUCAACAGAAUCCCUCGGAGACGCAUGCAGCUGAACGUGCAGCCGUUCAACCGACUCACCACGAGCAAUUUUCAAUCCCGCCAGCUAGAAGAGUUGAUUUUAGGUGUUCGGCCGCACGAGUCAGCGAAAUACCGCAAAUAGGCAGUCUUCUGUUUGGAGCAAUUCAAAACAGUAACCAGUGGAUCUGGGAGCGGACCGUAGGAGGAAACGAGAGAGAAACAACAGACUGCCUGAAUGUCCUAGUCCCUGAAGACCGAAACCAAGACAUCUCAAUCACAUUGGUUGUGGGUCAUGAAAAAGGUCUGGAAUUGAUUGAGAAGCUUAAACUGGCAUCUAUAUCACGCGUACUUUGAAGCCAGCAGGGACAUCACUUGUCCCAUUUUCUGCGACUUUGUUGUGUUGCCAGUACGGGGGGGAGUCCAUAUCUGCCUUCGGAUCAUAUAUAAUAAUGGAUUUGCCCCUUCCGGUGAUGGUCCUUUGAACGCUCACGGCUUCGAAGAGCUUCACAUCGAUGUACUCUUCGGCCCCAGCCAGUGCUUGAGAUCCAACCUAUAUCGUGUUAAUCGGUAGUUCAAAAUAGUGACAAGGGAAUGGUGCCGGUAUACCUCCUUUGUCAUAGCUGAAAGUGAACAUGCAUCUGCAGCAUGCGGUGUCGAGGUUACGCGCUGAGAAGUGCACUGUAGUAGUUCGGGAGCGCAAGGAGGUGGCUUGUCGACCAAGCUCGCGCAAUGUCGCCGUGGAGCAGGACUAAUGUGGGUUAAUUUGAUUGAUAAAAUGAAAGGAAUUAGGAUAAAUACCUCUUGGUUAUUCAGAAUAGAAAUUCAAAACUUCGAGAGCUCCGAC
Molecule: messenger RNA, 1291 nt
Organism: Coccidioides immitis RS
Lineage: Eukaryota; Fungi; Ascomycota; Eurotiomycetes; Onygenales; Onygenaceae
Exons: 3
Coding region: 7-801 (264 amino acids)
Source: RefSeq, a predicted model, not a curated record